GUGUUCGUUCGCAGUCGCGGCAAAGAAAAUCGGGGAAAAUCAAGCGCCGCUUCAGCGUGCGGUCGCUGUUUCGUCCAUAAAAGGAGGGAGGACGGCGCGGAGGGCUUGACGACACUGCAGACCACUCCCCAGUUCAGUCCCCACACCGAGCUCUGCCCAUCGCGCGCACACACACACUCUCUCUCCCACCGUUCACGGUCCAGUCCAGAGAGCUCAAGAGCUCCUGCAGCCAUGGCGGUUCCCCUGCUUCUCCUCCUCCUGCUGUCCGUGUUCACAGCCUCAGAUGCGGCGUUCUGCGUGUGCAAGCCGGGCAUGUCCGACCAGAUGAUGCAGUCGGCCAUCGACUACGCCUGCAGCAAGGGGGCCGACUGCGCCUCCACCACCAAGGGCGCGCCGUGCUACGGCAACGGCAACAAGGUGGCCGUCUGCUCCUACAUCUGCAACAGCUACUACCAGAGCCGCAGCGGCAUGGGCGCCACCUGCGACUUCAACGGCGUCGCCACCCUCACCGGCACCGACCCCAGCUCCGGGACCUGCAAGUUCGCCUCCGGCCCCAGCAGCGUAGGCACCGGCGGCGGCGCUGGUAUGGGCACCGGCGGAGCAGGCGCUGGCGUCGGCGGUGGCACGGGCGCCGGCGCUGGCACGGGCGCGGGCAUGGGUGCCGGCGCUGGAACCGGAGCAGGCACGGGCAUGGGCGCCGGGACGGGGACCAGCACCGGAGCUGGCGCUGGCACCGGCACCGGCGCCGGGAUCACGACCCCCGGGGCCCUGAGCCCGCCGUUCGGCGGCACGGGCGCCUACGGCCCGUCAGGAGCAGGCAGCACUGACUACAACGACGCUGCGGCGCGGCGCGUCUCCAGGCUGCACGUGGUGGCCGCCCUCGUCUUCGGCCUCGCCGCCGCCGCCGCACCUCUCCUCCGCUAGGAGGUGUAAGUGGGAGGGAGGGGGGCGGGCACGACACGCGCAGUGGAUCCCGCUGUCUGGCGUGCGUGCGUGCCUGCGCUGGGUUUUGAUCGAUCAGCCGUCGUCAGCGUAGUAGCAGCACGGGGUUUACUGUUAUUCAACUGACCCUCUUGUCCUUCCCCGUGCUAGUGGUGGUGGUGGCUGCCAUGUGCCAUGUGGUUUGGUGCUCUGUACUAGUGGUAGUAGAGAUCCUAGGGAUUCUUUUGGUAGUUCCGGACAUACGUGUCGACGUGUUCUUCAGUCGUUUUUCUUUCU
Messenger RNA from Zea mays, 1218 nucleotides. RefSeq names its product GPI-anchored protein. The coding region runs from base 232 to 924 and encodes 230 amino acids. NCBI's taxonomy places the organism in Eukaryota, Viridiplantae, Streptophyta, Magnoliopsida, Poales, Poaceae. The transcript is spliced from 3 exons. The record is from RefSeq and is marked provisional.